Molecule: messenger RNA, 10647 nt
Organism: Myotis daubentonii (Daubenton's bat)
Lineage: Eukaryota; Metazoa; Chordata; Mammalia; Chiroptera; Vespertilionidae
Gene: TNRC18
Product: trinucleotide repeat containing 18
Molecular function (GO): chromatin binding
Source: RefSeq, a predicted model, not a curated record
AGAUCCAGCGAGAGGAACUUGAAAGGGGGGUUGUGUAACGUACCUUUUCCAAUCCCGGGCUGUAUAUGGAGAUUUGGGAUUCUUUAAACCGGCGCUACCUGGAUUUUAUUAAAAAGCUGGGAGCUCGGCGGGAGGAAAGCUGGCUUUUCCGGGGGCUGCGGGAGCCCGGCCGCGGGAGGGCGGAGGAGUUGGCGCGCCAAGAGCUCGGCCCGGGGAGCGGUUUUCAACCAAAAAAAGGAAAGGCGGGCAAAAAGUGUGAGGAGGCUGCGGGUGGCGAAGGGGAGCAGCGGCCGUGGGAUGGCGGGCAGCACGGGCGCCUAGCCGCGCCGGGAGCCGGGGCCGCCAGCGGAGUCGCCGUCGCCAGACCCCGGAGCCGGGAGCCCUGCCGCGCCAGACGCCGAGUGCGCCGCCCCGCGCAGCUCCGCCUGGCCGCCGGGAGGGGCCCGACGACCGACCGCUCGUGCGCCCCGGGCCGCGGGCCCGCCGCUGAGCGCAAGCCCCGCUGGCCCCCGCCGCCAUGCCCGCCGCGGAGCCCCCGCCGCCCGAGGACUCUGGGACUACGCCGAGGCCGAACUUUUAGGUCCCGCUGAGCGAGGCCCGCGGGCCCGGUGGGGGGCUGGCUGCGGCACUCCCGCGGAGGAUGGAUGGCCGAGACUUCGGGCCCCCACGGUCCGUGCACGGCCCCCCGCCGCCGCUGCUGUCCGGCCUGGCCAUGGACAGCCACCGCGUGGGCGCGGCCACGGCAGGACGCCUGCCCACCUCGGGCUUGCCGGGCCCUCUGCCGCCGGGGAAGUACAUGGCCGGCCUCAACCUCCACCCGCACCCGGGCGAGGCCUUCCUGGGCGGCUUUGUGGCCAGCGGGGUGGGGCCCUCGGCCUCAUCCCAUGGGAGCCCGGUGCCCCUGCCCUCUGACCUCUCCUUCCGCUCCCCCACCCCCAGCAGCCUGCCCAUGGUGCAGCUGUGGGCCGCCCAUGCCCAUGAAGGCUUCUCCCACCUGCCCAGCGGGCUGUACCCGUCCUACCUCCACCUGAACCACCUGGAGCCCCCCAGCAGCGGGAGCCCCCUCCUCAGCCAGCUGGGUCAGCCCAGCAUUUUCGACUCACAGAAAGACGGCUUCUACCUGCCGGCCCCGGGCGCCGCGGGCGCCCUGCACGCCCAGGCGCCCUCCUCCAGGACCCCCGGCGGCCACUCGGGCGCCCCAGCCAAAGGCUCCUCUCGGGAAGGCCCAGCCAAGGAGCGGGCGGGCCGCGGCGCGGAGCCUCCCCCGCUGUUCAGCAAGAAGGACCCGAGGCCCCGGGAGGAGGCCGCGGCGCGCGGAGUGGUGGACCUGACCCAGGAGGCGCGGGAGGGCCGCCCGGACCGCGGGCACGCGCGCCUCGCCGAGCGCCUGUCGCCCUUCCUGGCCGAGCCCGGGCCGCCUCGGGCCCCGGGCGUGGCCCCCGCCGAGCCCAAAGGCAAGAACCCUCCGCCGCCCUCCGCCCUGAGCCUCUGCAAUGGCGCGGACCCGGGGCUCCCCGCGCUGAUGGCCGAGGCGGCCCGGGGCGCCAAGGACGCGGCGCGCCAGGAUGAGAGCGCGCGGCUGCGGCGCACGGAGGCCCUGCUGCCCGGGCCGUGCCCCUGCCCCUCGCCGCUGCCGCCGCUGCCCCCGGGCAAGGGCCCCCCCGCGCCCCCGCCCGCCUCCGCCGGCGCCUUCGCCUCGCAGCCCGGCCCCGGCGGCUACACCAUCUUCCCCUCGGCGGCCGCACGCGAGCCGGGCCGCGAGCACCGCGUGGUGGCGCCCACCUUCGUGCCUUCCGUGGAGGCCUUCGACGAGCGCCCGGGCCCCAUCCAGAUCGCGUCGCAGGCGCGCGACGCCCGCGCCCGGGAGCGCGAGGCGGGCCGGCCCGGCGUCCUGCAGGCGCCGCCCGGGUCCCCGCGGCCGCCCCUGGACCGGCCCGACGGCCUCCGCGAGAAGAACUCCGUGAUCCGCUCGCUCAAGCGGCCGCCGCCCGCCGAGGCCCCGCCGACGCGGGCGCGCGCCUCCCCGGACCCCCGGGCCUACCUCCCGGCCAAGGAGCUGCUCAAGCCCGAGGCCGAGCCGCGGCCCUGCGAGCGCGCCCCCCGCGGGCCCGCCGCCGCCCAGCAGGCCGCCAAGCUCUUCGGCCUGGAGCCCGCGCGGCCGCCCGCGGGGCCCGAGCACAAGUGGAAGCCGUUCGAGCUGGGCAACUUCGCGGCCACGCAGAUGGCGGUGCUGGCGGCGCAGCACCACCACGCCAGCCGCGCCGAGGAGGAGGCCGCCGCCAAGAAGGCCUACCUGGACCCCGGGGGCGCGCUGCCCCGGGCCGCCGCCACCUGUGCCAGGCCGGGCGCCGAGCUGCACCCCCCGGGCGAGGCCUCGGCCAUGCAGAGCCUCAUCAAGUACAGCGGCAGCUUCGCCCGCGAGGCCGGGGCCGUGCGCCCUGGCGGCUGCGGCAAGAAGAGCCCCUUCGGAGGCCUGGGCACCAUGAAACCCGAGCCCGCCCCCCCCACCGCGGGCGCCCCCCGCACCCAGGCCCGCCUCCCACACCCUGGGGGCCCUGCCCCCGCCGGGGGCCGGCAGCUGAAGCGGGAUCCCGAGCGGCCGGAGAGCGCCAAGGCCUUUGGGCGCGAGGGCUCCGGUGCCCAGGGGGAGGCGGAGGUGCGACACCCGCCCGUGGGCAUUGCAGUGGCCGUGGCCCGGCAGAAGGACAGUGGCGGCAGUGGCCGGCUGGGCGCCGGGCUGGCGGACCAGGAGCGCUCCCUGUCUCUGAGCAACGUGAAAGGGCACGGUCGGGCCGAUGAGGACUGCGGGGACGAGCGGGCCCGGCACCGGGAGGAGCGGCUGCUGGGGGCGCGGCUGGACCGGGACCAGGAGAAGCUGCUGAGGGAGAGCAAGGAGCUGGCCGACCUGGCCCGGCUGCACCCCACGGGCUGUGCUGCUAACGGCCUGAACCCCAACCUCAUGGUGACCGGGGGCCCAGCGCUGGCAGGCUCAGGUCGCUGGUCCGCCGACCCCGCGGCCCACCUGGCCACGCACCCCUGGCUGCCCCGUUCAGGCAGCACGUCCAUGUGGUUGGCUGGACACCCGUAUGGCUUGGCCCCCCCAUCUCUGCACCAGGGCAUGGCGCCCGCCUUCCCGCCCGGCCUGGGGGGCUCCCUGCCAUCAGCCUACCAGUUCGUCAGGGACCCCCAGUCAGGCCAGCUGGUGGUCAUUCCCAGCGACCACCUGCCUCACUUUGCGGAGCUGAUGGAGCGGGCUGCUGUGCCGCCCCUCUGGCCCGCCCUGUACCCUCCGGGCCGCAGCUCCCUGCACCACGCCCAGCAGCUGCAGCUCUUCUCCCAGCAGCACUUUCUGCGGCAGCAGGAAUUCCUGUACCUGCAGCAGCAGGCUGCCCAGGCUCUGGAGCUGCAGAGGAGUGCCCAGCUGGUGCAGGAGCGGCUGAAGGCCCAGGAGCACCGGGCGGAGAUGGAGGAGAAAGUCAGCAAGCGGAGCCUGGAGGCCGCGGGCAAGGCCAGCCUGGCCGCCGCGGGCCCUGGGCUGCUACCUCGGAAGCCCCCUGGCCUGGCCACAGGCCCUGCGGGCACUUACGGCAAGGCCAUGAGCCCACCGCCGUCUCCCCGCGCUUCCCCUGUGGCUGCCCUGAAGGCCAAAGUCAUCCAGAAGCUGGAGGACGUGACCAAGCCACCGCCCACCUACGCCUACCCCGCCACGCCCAGCUCCCAUCCCAGCAGCCCGCCGCCCGCCUCCCCACCGCCCACGCCUGGCAUCACCCGCAAGGAGGAGGCGCCCGAGAACGUGGUGGAGAAGAAGGACCUGGGGAAGGACGCCUCCAGCCCCUUCCAGGCCUUGUUCUCAGAUAUCCCGCCCCGGUACCCGUUUCCAGCCCUGCCGCCGCACUACGGGAGGCCCUACCCGUUCCUGCUGCAGCCCACGGCGGCCGCCGACGCCGACGGCCUGGCCCCCGACGUGCCCCUCCCGGCUGAUGAGCCUGAGCGCCUGGCACCCUCCCCCGAAGACAAGCCCAUCCGCCUGUCCCCCUCCGAGAUCCCAGAGCCGCUGCAGGAGGGCCCCAGCGCGGAGCCGCUGGGGGAGCGGGAGGUGAAGGCGGAGGUGGAGGACGUGGACGAGGGCCCUGCGGAGCUGCCCUCCCUGGAGUCGCCGCUGGCACUGCGCCCCGAGGAAGCCAUGGCGACCCCGAGCCCCGAGGGUGGCCGCGGAGGUGGCCUGCUGGACGCUCAGGCGCUGGGCGCCAGUGGGCAGGGCGGCGCGGAGCCCUCCGGGUGCCUGGACUUCGCCGAAGCGCCUGUUGACUCGCCGGAUCGGACAGCAUCCUGCACGGCCGUCCAGGACUUGGGGGGGCGGCUGACCCCGGAGACGCUGGUUGAGGCUAAGGAGGAGCCCGUGGAGGUGCCCGUGGACCUGCCUGUGGCCGUGGCCGUGGCGGAGGCCGUGCCCGAGGAAGGCCUGGCCCAGGCAGCCCUGAGCGAGCCCCGGCCCAGCCUGGAAUUGGGCGACUGUGACGCGCCCCCCGGGGAGGGGCCGUGUCUGGGUCUGGAGGCCCCGGAGGCUGCGCCGGGGCCCGGCAGUGCCGGCUUCCUGGAAGAGGAGGGCUCCGACCCGUUCCUGCCCGGCCUGGAGGACCCGCUGGCCGGCAUGAACGCCCUGGCGGCGGCCGCAGAGCUGCCCCAGGCCCGGCCUCUGCCCUCGCCCGGCGCCGGAGGCCAGGCGCUGGAGCAGCUGGAGGCGGCGCAGAGCCUGGCGCUGGAGCGGAGCUUCCUGCACGGCAUCACCCUGCUCAGCGAGAUCGCGGAGCUGGAGCUGGAGAAGAGGAGCCAGGACGGGGCCGGUGCGGAGCGGGGCCUGGCGGCGCGGCCCUCGCUGGAGAGCCUGCUGGUGGCCAGCAGCCACAUGCUCAAGGAGGUGCUGGACAGCCCCUUCGUGGACCCGCUCAAGAGCCUGCGGCUCCCGCGGGAGCUGAACCCCAACAAGAAGUACAGCUGGAUGCAGAAGAAGGAGGAGCGGAUGUUCGCCAUGAAGUCCUCCCUGGAGCACAUGGACGCCGUGGAGCUGGACUUCCGCAUGCGGCUGGCCGAGGUGCAGCGGCAGUACAAGGAGAAGCAGCGCGAGCUGGUGAAGCUGCAGCGGCGCCGCGAGUCCGAGGACAGGCUCGAGGAACCCCAUAGAAGCUUGGCUCGCAGAGGCCCUGGCAGGCCACGGAAACGGACCCACGCCCUGAGCGCCCUGUCGCCCCCCCGCAAGAGAGGGAAGAGCCGCAACAGUAGCGGAAAGCUGAGCAGCAAGCCCCUGCUGACGUCGGGUGCCUACGAGCUGGGAGCCGGCGUGAGGAAGAGACACAAGGGGCCUGAGGAGGAACACGACGCCCUCGUGGGAACGGGGAAAGCGAUGGGGAGGAGCCAGCCUUGGGACGAGCACGAAGCCCCGUCGGACUUCAUGAGUCAGCUGAAGAUCAAGAAGAAGAAGAUGGCCAGCGACCAGGAGCAGCUGGCAAGCAAGCUGGACAAGGCCCUCUCCCUCACCAAGCAGGACAAGCUGAAGUCCCCCUUCAAGUUCUCGGACAGCUGUGGGGGGAAGCCCAAGCCGGGCGCGGGCUGCGGCCGGUACCUGACGCCGUACGACAGCCUGCUGGGCAAGGACAGGAGGGCGCUGGCCAAAGGCCUCGGCCUGUCUCUCAAAGCCGCCAGAGAAGGUAAACACAAACGGGCCGCCAAAGCCAGGAAGAUGGAGGCGGGCUUCAAGGCCCGCGGCCAGCCCAAGCCGGCCCCCUCCCCGUUCGCCUCGGAAGUGAGCAGCUACUCCUACAAUACGGACUCGGAGGAGGAGGAGGAGUUCCUGAAGGAUGAGUGGUCCGCCCAAGGCCCCUCCGGCUCCAAGCUGACAUCUUCCCUCCUGUGUGGCAUGGUGGCCAAGAGCAGCAAGCCGCCCGGGGGCCCCAAGCUGCCCAGGAGGGGCCUGGCGGCCGCCCGGACUCUGAGGCCCAAGCUGGCGGGCAGGAAGCAGCCGUUCUGUUUGCUGCUGCAGGAGGUCGAGGCCCGCUCCUCCUUCAGCGAUUCUUCGGAGGACUCGUUUGACCAAGAUGAGAGCUCCGAGGACGAGGGCGAGGACAAGCUGGAGGAAGAGGAGGACGAGGCUGGAGGCUACAGGCUGGGGGCCCGGGACCGAGCCCUGUCGCCAGGCCUGGAGGAGAGCGGGCUGGGCCUGCUGGCCCGCUUCGCAGCCAGCGCCCUUCCCAGCCCCACGGUGGGGCCGUCCCUGUCGGUGGUGCAGCUGGAGGCCAAGCAGAAGGCGCGGAAGAAGGAGGAGCGGCAGAGCCUGAUGGGCACGGAGUUCGAGUACACCGACUCGGAGAGCGAGGUCAAGGUGCGGAAGCGGUCACCUGCCGGGCUGCUGCGGCCCAAGAAGGGUCUGGGGGAGCCAGGCCCCUCCCUGGCCCCGCCCGUGCCCGGGGCCCGGGGCCCCGGUCCCACCAGCCCCAACAAGGCCAAGGUGGCGGCGGAGAAGGGGCGCAAGGCCCGCCGGCUGCGGGGCCCCAAGGAGCCCGGCUUCGAGGCGGGGCCCGAGGCCAGCGACGACGACCUGUGGACACGGCGGCGCAGCGAGCGCAUCUUCCUGCACGACGCCUCGGCCGCCGCCCCGGCGCCCAGCACGGCGCCCGCUGUCGCCAAGCCCAGCCGCUGCGGCAAGGGCGGCCCGCUGAGCCCACGCAAGGACACAGGCCGCGCCAAGGACAGGAAGGACCCCAGGAAGAAGAAGAGGGGAAAAGAGGCGGGACCAGGAGCUGCGCUGCCUCCGCCCCGCACGCCCGUCCUGCCCCCCGAGGCCCGGGCCCCUCACGCCGGCUCCCCGGCCUCCUCCGCCAAGAGGAGCAAGGCCAAGGCCAAAGGGAAGGAGGUGAAGAAGGAGAACCGGGGCAAGGGGGGCGCCGUGAGCAAGCUGAUGGAGAGCAUGGCGGCCGAGGAGGACUUUGAGCCCAACCAGGACUCGAGCUUCUCGGAGGACGAGCACCUGCCGUGUGGCGGGGCCGUGGAGCGGCCGCUGACUCCGGCCCCGCGCUCCUGCAUCAUCGACAAGGACGAGCUGAAAGACGGCCUGCGCGUGCUCAUCCCCAUGGACGACAAGCUGCUGUACGCCGGGCACGUGCAGACCGUGCACUCGCCAGACAUAUACCGAGUGGUGGUGGAGGGGGAACGCGGGAACCGGCCCCACAUCUACUGCCUGGAACAGCUGCUGCAGGAGGCGAUCAUCGACGUGCGGCCGGCCUCCACACGCUUCUUGCCGCAGGGGACCAGGAUCGCCGCGUACUGGAGCCAGCAGUACCGCUGCCUCUACCCGGGCACUGUGGUCCGAGGCCUGCUGGGCCUCGAGGACGACGGGGACCUCAUCACUGUGGAGUUCGACGACGGAGACACGGGGAGGAUCCCCCUCUCACACAUCCGCCUCCUGCCUCCCGACUACAAGAUCCAGUGCGCCGAGCCAUCCCCGGCCCUACUGGUGCCCAGUGCUAAGCGCCGCAGCCGGAAGACCAGCAAAGACACCGGGGAUGGCAAAGACGGGGGUGCGCCGGGGUCCGAGGAGCCAGGUACCAAGGCGCGAGGGCGCGGACGGAAACCCAGCACCAAAGCCAAGGGUGACAGACCUGCUGCCCUGGAGGAGGGGGGCCCAGCGGAGGAGGUUCCCAGUGCCCCGCUGGCCCUGGAGCCAGGCAGCACCCCAAGUUCCAAGAAGAGCCCCCCAGAGCCUGUGGACAAGCGGACCAAAGCCCCCAAGGCUCGCCCAGCAGCCCCCCAGCCCAGCCCCGUGCCGUCCACUUUCACUAACUGCCCAGCUCCCGAGCCCUUUGGGGAGCUGCCAGCCCCCGCCCCGGCCCCGGCCCCCGCCCCCCUCGUCGCCGCGCCCGUCACCAUGCCCGCCACCCGCCCCAAGCCCAAGAAGGCCCGGGCGGCCGAGGAGGCGGCCGGCAAGGGCGCCCGCAGGCCCGGGGAGGAGGCCGAGCUGCUCGUCAAGCUGGACCACGAGGGGGUCACGUCCCCCAAGAGCAAGAAGGCCAAGGAGGCGCUGCUUCGGGAGGAGCCGGGGGCCGGGCGCCCGGAGCCCAAGGGCCUCCUGGGGCUGGGCAGCUACGCCCCGGCCGCGGGCAGCAGCGAGCCCAAGGCGGCCCGGCCCAAGGCUGGGGAUGGCGGCCUGGCCCAGGAGCCGGGGGCCGGGCUCACGUUUGAGGACUCGGGGGUCCCCAAGAGCCCGGACAAGGGCCAGGCUGAGCAGGACGGGGCCGAGGAGUCGGAGAGCAGCAGCAGCAGCAGCAGCGACAGCGGCAGUGGCAGCAGCUCAGAGACUGAGGGCGAGGAGGAUGGCCAGGGUGGCGGCCGUGGCUGCACCGCCUCCAGCUCCAGGGCCUCCUCCUCCUCUUCCUCCUCCUCCUCCUCCUCUUCCUCCUCCUCUUCCUCCUCCUCCUCAUCCUCUUCCUCCUCUUCCUCCUCCUCCUCCUCAUCUUCAUCGUCAUCAUCGUCGUCAUCAUCAUCGUCGUCAUCGUCGUCAUCAUCAUCGUCCUCUUCGUCCUCAUCCACCACUGACGAGUCUUCCUGUAGCUCCGACGACGAGGCGGCCCCUGCCCCUGCGGCCGGCCCCUCGGCCCCGCCUGCCCUCCCCAGCAAGGCGCCCAAGCAGGCCGGCAAGGCGCGCUCCUCGGCCCACUCUCCCGGCAAGAAGGCGCCCCAGCCCCAGCCCCAGGCCCCCCCACCGCAGCCCCCGCAGCCCAAGGCUCAGGCCGGGCCUGGGGCCAAGAGCCGACCCAAGAAGAGGGAGGGCGUCCACCUCCCGACCACCAAGGAGCUGGCCAAGCGGCAGCGCCUGCCGUCGGUGGAGAACCGGCCCAAGAUUGCCGCCUUCCUGCCGGCCCGGCAGCUCUGGAAGUGGUUCGGCAAGCCCACCCAGCGCCGCGGCAUGAAGGGCAAGGCCCGCAAGCUCUUCUACAAGGCCAUCGUGCGCGGCAAGGAGAUGAUCCGCAUCGGGGACUGCGCCGUGUUCCUGUCGGCCGGCCGCCCCAACCUGCCCUACAUCGGCCGCAUCCAGAGCAUGUGGGAGUCCUGGGGCAGCAACAUGGUGGUGCGCGUCAAGUGGUUCUACCACCCGGAGGAGACCAGCCCGGGCCGGCGCCUGCACGAGGGCCAGCACUGGGACCCGAAGUCCGGCCGCAGCCUCCCGGCCGCGCUGCGAGCCUCCAGCCAGAGGAAGGACUUCAUGGAGCGCGCCCUGUACCAGUCCUCCCACGUGGACGAGAACGACGUGCAGACUGUGUCGCACAAGUGCCUGGUGGUGGGCCUGGAGCAGUACGAGCAGAUGCUCAAGACCAAGAAGCACCAGGACAGCGAGGGCCUGUACUACCUGGCGGGCACCUACGAGCCCACCACCGGCAUGAUCUUCUCCACGGACGGCGUGCCCGUGCUCUGCUGAGCGCCGGCCGCGCCGCUGCCACGCGGGCGGGCGCGGUGUGCGUGCGCGUGUGCCAUGGACACGUAUGCAUGCAUGUGUGCACACGUGUGCACACGUCUCCAGCCCCCUCUCCGACCCCCUCGGUGCCUCCCAAGAGGGGGCCCCUCUCCGCGGCCAGGGUGUGGCUCUGCCCGGCCCCAGGGCCGCGCCUCCAUCCCCUCGGAAGCACUUGGCCGGGACCCCGCUCCCCCGCUGACUCGGACUGAGAGGGCGCUUCGCGGAACCAAACUGACACUCGCUCUGCGGUUCCGGCCGCUGUGAGUCCCCCCGAGGCUCCCCGUGCCCGGCCCCCUCAACGUGGAGCCCACCCUCAGCCUCCCGCCGCCCACCAGCCUCACUGACCAGGCCAGGCCUGCGCUGGGCACCUGCCAGGGGCCCGGCCCCCUACCCUCUCAGGAUGCCCUGGACUUGGGGACAAAGCCAGGUGAGGCGCCCGAGCGUCGGCCAGGCGCCAGGCGGAGGGGGCUGCGUGCCCUGAGACCCCGGCCAGGGCCCACCCGCCUGGUGCAGACCCUCACACUACAGACAACCCCAUGGUGCUGAAACCCUGGCGGCCAGCCCGAGGGAGGCGGCAGUUCUUACCUGUACAGUUUUAUUGUACCGAGACGUUCCCCUGUAUCAUACACCCUUAAAUGGAGUCCACUUUUUAAUUAUAUAUAAAGAUAAAUAUAUAUAAAUAUAUAUAAAUAUAAACUUUUUAAAACUGUGAAAAAAUAGCUAUGAAAUUAUAAAAAAAAAAAGCGAACACAUUCUGACGUGCAGAAUAUUAUUUUUUAUUUCCUGUUAGAUUGUGAGUGUCUAGCACCCAGCUUCACGGGCCCCCCUUGUCCCAAGCACACCCCCCGCCCCCCCCGCCCCGGCCCAGGUGUACUGUACGCGCCCCCACAGGGAGGAGUUGGAGAGAGCAGAGGCUGAGGGGCCCAGAGCCCCAGGGCGGCCUGCAGAGCACUUAGCCCCGCCCUCCGGGGACGGAGGCCUGUCCAGACAAUCUUAAGGGAAAGAAAAGCCAGACUUCGGUUUUAUCUUUUGGGGGAAUUAUUGUUUAAUUUGUUUAGUUUCUUUUGGAAUUUUGUUUGUUGGCGAAUUCUGUGUGAUCUUUUUCAUAAAAAGCAAAAAAGAAAAGAAAAAGCUGUAAUUGGAAA